Messenger RNA from Megalobrama amblycephala (Wuchang bream), 2787 nucleotides. Its product is annotated as C-C chemokine receptor type 7-like. Gene Ontology annotation, biological process: G protein-coupled receptor signaling pathway; immune response; chemotaxis. The record is from RefSeq and is a predicted model, not a curated record. Gene Ontology annotation, cellular component: membrane. The coding region runs from base 1424 to 2461 and encodes 345 amino acids. Gene Ontology annotation, molecular function: C-C motif chemokine 19 receptor activity; chemokine (C-C motif) ligand 19 binding; chemokine (C-C motif) ligand 21 binding. Lineage: Eukaryota; Metazoa; Chordata; Actinopteri; Cypriniformes; Xenocyprididae. The transcript is spliced from 3 exons.
GAGCCUGCCUGUGUUGAUGCGCACGUUCAGGAAAUAGCUCACUGAAAGUUCUAAUGAACAUGUAUCGCGGUUGGCGGCACAGUCAUUGAUGAAGCAGCAACAGAAACAGCAACAGAUGACUUUAAUUUCAGUAAAGAACACAGAUAGCAUCCAUAUUUAGGCCUAUUCAUGGCCAGCUAUGGUACAGUUCUGGCAGCGGUAAAGGUCACACGGGCCGUGUCUGGCCCACACACAUCAAGCUGGUUUUAGUGCAAGUUGUGGCUUGCUGUGUAUGGCCCAGAUGUGGCCCAUGUGACCUUUGCCGCUGCCAGAACUUAGCCAUAUGUGCCAUAAUUGGCUCUGAUGAGGUCUGGAUAUGUAUGCUAUUGCCAGCCACACUCAGGUUGAGUCAUCACCUUCAUUCUAUGCAUUAUGUGGGCCAGAAGAAUGUGGGGGAUGUGGGCUACAACUGGACCAGAUGUCAUUAGCUAUCUGGGAAAGAAAGGAGAUGUGAGUUGGUUGAUUCAGUAAAUUAGCUCAGGUCAGGAUAAUCAUAUUUUCUGUCUACACCUGUUGAUGUUAGCCUAACAUUGACUGAGCUAACAUUAACAUACACUGUUGCUAGGUCCACUUUAAACCGCAGCAUUUUCUGUCAGCAAUGUAUGACAGAAAAUGUAUUACAAAUUCAAGUACAGCAGUUAGUUUGAAAUAAAAGUUUAACAGAUUGAGAUGUACAUUAUUUAAAUUUUAUUCACACACAAAACAUUAAUCAUUAGUGAACAUUUUUGGCUUUAUAAAAUGAUUCUCUCAAGUCUUGGUGAUCGACCCCUAUUAAACAAUAAAGAAAGUAAGACUUUCUUAUAAAAUCUUUUUCUUAUACAUAGUUUAGUAGCGUGCUAUUCUAUUUGGCAGAAUUUAUCAUUACAAUCAACUUAAUUUUUUCCUGCAUUUUGUAUAACCAUAGUCCCUAAAUGUAUGUAAAUGCAGGAAAUGAAAUUAAAAUUCCCCAAAAACAUUUCCCCCCAUUUUGUGUCUCUCUUUAACUGGAUAAAUAAAUGGCUAUUAUAUUUUCAAAACUCACUUAUUAUGAUGCAGUGUUUUAAGGAAUUAAAACAGAAAUAAGCAGAGAGUAACAAUCCUAAAAAUGCAAAUAGAAUAUGUUUUGUUUUCAAUAAUUAUUACUUGGUUUAAUUUAGUGAAUAUAGCAGGGAGAGUAUUUAAAAUGAGACGAUUAUAAUGAGAACAACUUUAUGCUCGUGCAAAGGUAAAAAAUUAUAUUGUUUUUCUUGAAACUGUGGUAAAAAAACAACAACUUUCCUCUGAUCUUGGCUUCAAAGUUAAAAGUGAUGCUUCCCCUAUUUAACACAGCAGUAACAGAGCUCUCGAAUUCACUGUGUUGUUAGCAGUCCUGCUGAAACAUUCAAAGAGAAAGUCAUCUGAAAUCAUGCAUGCAUUUACCGUUUUAGGUCCUAUGUUGCUGAUAUGGUCGUGCCACAUCAAGAGAAGUUGGUCCAGUGAGAAUACUGAAUACCAAUUAGAAGAAAAAAGCACAAUAGAGUAUGAGUAUUCCACAGAGGUGGUGGAUUACAGCGGGCUUGAAAUCAUUUGCGAAAAGGGCUCCAUCCAUACCUUCCGUGCCUGGUUCCUGCCCACCAUCUACACAAUCAUCUGCCUCCUGGCUCUCGUGGGGAACUUUCUGAUUAUCCUAACCUACCUUUACUUCAAGAGGCUGAAGACAAUGACUGACGUCUACCUGCUCAAUCUAGCCAUGGCUGACAUGCUGUUUGCAAUUUCUCUCCCCUUCUGGGCAGCUAGUUCCAUGAGAAUGUGGUAUUUGGGUCUGUAUACAUGCAAGGCCAUGUUCACAAUCUACAAGGUCAGCUUCUUCAGUGGCAUGUUCCUUCUCACCUGUAUCAGCAUAGAUUGCUAUUUCUCCAUAACGAAGGCAGUCUCUGCUCAUCGCUGUUGCUCAAGUGCUGUCUAUUAUGGACAGGUGUCCUCUCUGCUUGUCUGGGUGAUGGCGGUGAUCUUUUCUGUACCCGACAUGGUGUUCUCUGAAGUCAAUGUCAGUAUGACCUGUGUAGCAAGUGGCAGCAACUAUGAUGACUACCGCAUUAAGAUCCUGGUAAGUCAGAUGAUCCUGGGUUUUAUAAUUCCAGCGGUUGUCAUUGGAUUCUGUUACAUCUGUAUCAUCAAGACCCUUAACCAAGCCAAGAACUUUGAGAGGAAUAAAGCCAUCAAGGUUAUCAUUGCAGUGAUAGCUGUCUUUGUGUUCAGCCAAUUACCUUACAUCGUAGUCAUGGGAGUGACCACUCAGGAAACAAUGGAAUGCAACAAGGACAGCAGUCUUUAUGCCAUGGAUGUGACCAGAGCCGUGGCCUUCUUGCGCUGUUGUGUGAACCCAUUCCUGUAUGCCUUCAUUGGGGUAAAUUUUCGCAAUGAUCUAAGAAAGCUAUUGAAAGACUUGGGAUGUAUCAAAUAGAGACGCUGUCCAGGCUUCUGUCAGCCUGGACAGCGAAACCACCACGUUUUCCCCCUGAAUGCUUGUAUUUGCUUAAGAGCAGUAUAGUGGUAAAUCAGUUCAUAAGCUCCAUUUAAAGGAAACUGCCUGUGGAGGACUGAAUGGUGAUAUACUGCAAAUUUUGGUAUGCCUGCUUUGUAACAAUAAGCUUUUCACUUGUUUUUGAUUGCCCUUUGAGAGAAGAAAUUAUUUUCACUCUUUGGGCCCUAUAAUACACCCGGCGCAAUGCGACGCAAGGCGCAGCGCAAGUGUGUUUGCUAGUUUGCGUCCGGCGCCGUUCGCGUUUU